ACCACCCCAGCGAAAGCCCAUCUCCCUCGCGAACAACACGGCGCAACGCGAUCUUCCUCCUCGCUCCGCUGCUGCGUGCGUGCGUCUCUAGAACCCUAGCUCUCCUCCGCGAUGGCGGCCGCCGACGGCGAGCACCAGCCCGCGCCCGCCACGGAGCCCGCGCCCUCCCCGGCCAAGCGGAAGCCCGACGCCGAGGCCACGGGCCUCGAUCCGCCCCCCAAGGCCGCCCGCCCCGACGCCGACGAGGAGGCCGCGGAAGCAGCGGCCAGGGCCCGUGCGGCGGACAAGGGGAAGGGGAAGAUGGUGGUGGAGGAGGAGGAGGAUGAGGAGGGCGGCGGCGGCGGCGAGGAGAGCAGCGACGACGAGGAGGAAGGAGGAGGAGGAGGCGGCGAUGGGGACGACAGCGACGACGGAUUCUGCGAGGACCCGCUCGCGGAGGUCGACCUCAACAACAUCCUCCCCUCGAGGACCCGCCGCCGCGCGCCGCCGCAGCCCGGGGCCUACCUGUUGCCGCCCGAGGAGGCCGCGGAGGACGACGAGGACGAGGACGAGGACGCCGACGUCGACAUGGGUCUCGUCGAGGACGAGGACGUGGACGGGGAGGACAGCGAUUAGGCUCGCAGGGGAGCAGCCUCACUAAAGAGGGGAGAAAAGGGUGGUUGCCGGUUCUAGAUACUAUCCUCUGCCUGCAAGGGAGGGACAUGUUUCCUUUGAGAUGGUCUUGGAGAGUCUAAUUGCCCAACCUUCUGUAGUCGUUAGAGCUCUGUCACCAUGAUUUUCAGCAGCAUUAAGGUUAUUUCAACCCCUAAAAGGGAUCGACUAGUACAUUUUGUGAUUCAAGAGUUGUCAGUGGUGAUCAUGGUUGAACAGCUAACAUCCCUUUUGUAUACAUUAGUUCCAGUUCCAGGUGACUGUUAACUUUCUCAUUAGUUAAUUUAACCCUGCACUGACAUGAUGCAGUUCUCCUA
Messenger RNA from Oryza brachyantha (malo sina), 968 nucleotides. Its product is annotated as histone H2A.Z-specific chaperone chz1-like. The record is from RefSeq and is a predicted model, not a curated record. Bases 112 to 615 code for a protein of 167 amino acids. NCBI's taxonomy places the organism in Eukaryota, Viridiplantae, Streptophyta, Magnoliopsida, Poales, Poaceae. The transcript has 2 exons.